AUGAGGGUAUCAAAUCCGACUUCCAAGAGAAGAAAUAACGGACGUAACCAGCACGGACGUGGACACACCAAGUUUGUCCGUUGUAUCAACUGUUACCGCUGUGUCCCUAAGGACAAGGCUAUUAAGCGUUUCACUAUCCGUAACAUGGUUGAAACUGCUGCUAUCCGUGAUAUUCAAGAAGCCUCCGUUUAUGAGGAAUAUGCUAUUCCCAAGUUAUAUGUCAAGCUUCAUUACUGUGUUUCAUGUGCUAUUCACGCUCGUAUCGUUCGUGUUCGUUCUCGCACUCAGCGCCGUAGCAGACUUCCUCCUCCUAGAUUCAGAUUCCAAAAGACUGCCAACAAGGCUUAAAUGUCCUCCUCUCAUUUUUGCUUUAGUGCGUGCGUGCGCGUGUGUGUGUGUGUAUGCGUCAAUAAAAAGGAAUUGAAUGAUCUGUGUUGUAAAUGCAUAAAUGGAUAUUUUGGUACAAGUCGUGUUUGAAAGUCGAAUGUGGUGUAUUAUUAACAAGUAAAGAUUUGGUCGGCCCAACUGGGUUGAUAUAAACCACAUUUUUUUAAUUGGACAGAAUUUCUCAUUUUUCGCGACGCGUGUUAUUUCUACCUGUAUUUAUUUAAGCCUUCCUCCUCUCUUUCUCUCCACCAGUUUU
Rhizopus microsporus ATCC 52813 is the source of this 643-nucleotide messenger RNA. RefSeq names its product ribosomal protein S26e. Gene Ontology annotation, molecular function: mRNA binding; structural constituent of ribosome. Gene Ontology annotation, cellular component: cytosolic small ribosomal subunit; ribosome. The record is from RefSeq and is a predicted model, not a curated record. Bases 1 to 348 code for a protein of 115 amino acids. Gene Ontology annotation, biological process: translation. The transcript is spliced from 4 exons. NCBI's taxonomy places the organism in Eukaryota, Fungi, Mucoromycota, Mucoromycetes, Mucorales, Rhizopodaceae.